UAAUUUUUUUUUUUUGUCCCCAUGAUCAUAAACACUGGCUCAGAGAGCAGUUGUAAAUGUAAACAUACAACCAAUAUACUGUAUAUGCAACUUAUAUUCAGCUAUUGCAAUAAACAAAGUUAUAGCAAACAUCUACCACCAAUAUAUUUCAUAACCUCAUUAAUUAAUUACACCAAACUUCAUAUUCAUAACCCACAACUCAUCAUCAUCAUAACAUUAACCAAUACUACUUACUACACAUCAAACCAUUGAUCAUGAAAUGAUCUUUCUUUUGAAGAGAAAUACAACUUACUAAGAAAUAUCAAUGGACUCUCCCAACUCACCUGAUUUUGCUUUUACAUCAUCAACCACAGUUCACAACAACAACAGUAACAUCUUUAGAAGCCGUUCUACAAAAGAAACACCUUUCUCAAAACUCUCAUGUCCAACUUUCUCACGCAGUCUUCAAAACUCUCCAGUUUCAUCUCCUCAACAUCACUAUUUUCCCACUAAGCUCUCUGAUUUUGAGUCCCUACAAACAACUUACCACUGUGCCUCUUCUGUCCUAAGAAACGACGGACAAAUCACGUCCAUAGCAUUGUCAUCAAGUGGUUUACUUUACACAGGCUCUGAUUCCAAUGUUGUAAGGUGUUGGAAACUGCCUGAGUUCACUGAAUGUGGACAGUUGAAGACUAAAGCUUCAAAAGUUGUGGCUAUUGAGGUUUCCAAUGACACUGUUUAUGCAGCUUAUGGUGAUGGCAAGAUCAGAGUGUGGACAAUAAUUUGGGAUAACAAGGUGUUGAAACAUGUUCGAUCUGCUACUAUUCCUAAGACACUUGGCUAUGUUCGUAGCUACAUCGCAGGGAAAGACAAGACAAUGAAGCAUAAGAGACUAAUAACAUCAAUGGCAAUUAACACAGCAGAGGAUAUUAUAUACACUGCAUCUCUUGACAAAACAGUAAAAGUAUGGAGAAUCUCAGACCUCAAAUGCAUAGAGACAAUCAAAGCACACCCUGAUCCAAUAAAUGACAUGAUUGUAUCCGACGACGGCGUUCUCUACACGGCCUCCGACGAUGCCACAAUCAAAGUUUGGCGUCGGAAUUUUUGUAGCCAUGAUCAACCUCAUUCUCUCACAGUAACACUUCAUGCCAAAUAUUCACCUGUGAAAGCCUUAACACUAACCAAUAAUGAUGGAGGAAUUUUAUAUGGUGGAUGCACUGAUGGUUACAUACACUAUUGGUUAAAGGGUUGGUUUGCAGGACAACUGCAAUAUGGUGGAUCAAUUCAAGGACACACACAUGCAGUAUUGUGCUUAGCUAGUGUUGCUAAAUAUGUAGUUAGUGGUUCGGCUGAUUCAACUAGCAGGGUUUGGAGUAGAGAACGUGAUGGACAACAUGUUUGUUUAGCUGUUUUGGCUGGUCAUAGAGGACCAAUUAGAUCUGUAACAGCUUUUUUAGGAGGAUGUUUGGUUAAGGAAGAUGAUAAUGAAGAUUCUUGUACUGUUUGUACUGGAAGCCUUGAUGGUGUCUUGAAGCUUUGGCGUGUCACUCUUACAAAGAAUGCCCCUGAUAAUAAUCAGUGUUUGUCCCAAGUUGGGAACAAGUAUUUUGAAUUGUACAAGGGAUUUCAACAAUAAUACUCACUUAUGUAACCAAUGAGAAAAUGUUACUCUUCAGAGGGAAGCAUAUAAAAGUGAAGAGAGAAUCAUUCAAAUUGGUUGAAGAAAAUGAUACACCAAUAUAUGUAUAAGUAGGUGCUCGAGCAAAGGGAAUUCAACUGAAUUAAUUAGUAGAAAAACAUGCAUAACUGAUCAUAACUAAUCUAAAUCUAAUUUUAACUGAUGCAAUUGGAAUGAAUUCAGAAGCUGUUAAUCAAGCUUUGUAUAUUUGAUAAAGGUCUAUACUUUGUUCUAUACAUCAACACAA
Molecule: messenger RNA, 1904 nt
Organism: Medicago truncatula (barrel medic)
Lineage: Eukaryota; Viridiplantae; Streptophyta; Magnoliopsida; Fabales; Fabaceae
Product: protein JINGUBANG
Exons: 2
Coding region: 305-1615 (436 amino acids)
Molecular function (GO): protein binding
Source: RefSeq, a predicted model, not a curated record